Molecule: messenger RNA, 5855 nt
Organism: Spirodela intermedia
Lineage: Eukaryota; Viridiplantae; Streptophyta; Magnoliopsida; Alismatales; Araceae
Source: the annotation of a GenBank genome assembly
AUGUUGUUUGGGGCAAGCAGAAGACUGAAGCAGCGUAACUCGAGACGAAGACUGAUUUCUCCCCCUUCCCCCGAUAAUAUAAGUCUUGCAUCAUCGUCUUCAUCAGAGCAGCGGCGGCCGCAGCCAGGAGCAGAGAAGAUCAAGGGCCCUGUUCCGUAUGCCUUCCCCGUGAGGAAUACUUUGAAUGCGGCGGAGUUUGGGAGGUCGGGGAUGAUGGGGCUCGCAGCGGGAAGGGGAAACCGGGUGGCGAAGUGGGCAAAGAACCGGACGGUGCAGGUGGUGGUCUGGGUGGUGGCGUCGAUGGUAAUCAGCCUCGUGGUUCACCUGGGGAUGCGGCGCUACAACAUGGAGAACGCAGAGAAGCGCCUGGUAAGCAUGUGUGAGGAUCGGGCCAGGAUGCUCCAGGACCAGUUCGCCGUCAGCGUCAACCACGUCCAUGCCCUCGCCAUCCUCGUCUCCACCUUCCACCUCCACAAGAACCCCUCUGCAAUCGAUCAGGUGAACGGAGACCUCAUCUAAAUCUGCCUUGUGCUCUGUUCUUGCUCUUAUCUAAUAUCACUCUGGAUUGGUGCAGGCUACAUUUGCGGAGUACACAGCAAUGACGGCGUUCGAGCGGCCUCUGUUCGGCGGAGUCGCAUACGCUCAGAGGGUCAUGCGCUCACAGAGGGAAAAGUUUGAGGAACAGCAGGGCUGGGUAAUUAGGACCAUGAAGCGCGGGCCAUCGCCUGAGCAAGAUGAAUAUGCGCCGGUGAUUUUUGCCCAGGAGACUCUUUCUUACCUCAAAACCCUCGAUAUGAUGUCCGGGGAGGUAAUGCUGCUCACGUCCUCCUCUUGGCGGCUGAACCGUUGUGUUGAAAUGGGGGUCGAGAAGAUCACUAUUGUUCCUUUGAAUGCAGGAGGAUCGAGAGAACAUCCUGCGGGCUAGGGCUACUGGCAAAGCUGUCCUGACAAGUCCAUUCAGGCUGCUCAACUCCAAUCAUCUCGGAGUUGUUUUUACUUUUCCUGUGUAUCGCACACAUCUUUCCCCGACUGCGACUGUCGAAGAACGUGUAGAAGCAACUGCUGGGUGAGCUCCAAUGAUCGUAUCAGUUCUAUAUUUUCAUUUUCAGAGUUGUUCCUCUCUUAUUGCCUAAAGUAGACCCAUAAUUGGCACCAGUACGAUUUCUGGCCGAGUAUUCAUGGAAUAUUUGAUAGAAAGGAAAAAUAAUUUGUUGGAAAGGAAAUGUUUUACCGCCGAAGCCUAAAACCAUACAAUGGUGAGAUUUUGGAGGAAUAAGAUGAGCAAGUUAAUACUGGGAAGAAGACACACGUGACUGAGGGUUCGAUCAUGCCUUGGUGGUUUGGAGAAAAAGCUGAAGAUGAGGGUAGGUAAGAACAGACAGAAUUUAUUGAUGUGGAAAGUUCACGUUCCCACUAGUCAUGCAUAUAAAUUUCAAGGGAAUAGUGGUGUGUCGUUGUGCAUGUCUUAGGGAAAAGAAAGUGGAAGCUGAUUGCCAAUUCAUGGAAUUAAUAUGGGAAAUGCGCAUUCUUCAUACCUUCUUAUCUCAUGCCACCUUUAGAUGAACUACUGGUAGUUAUCAGCUGCGGCCCAACAUGCCAGAGUACCAUGCCUACCUUAUAGUGUAGCAUUUGGUUCCAGCCAUUAUUGGAGAAAAGGGACAUAAGCAAGAAUGAGGCAGAACAGACCUGAAAUGUAGGAAUUCUUUGAUGGAGAAUGAACAUUCACUUUGGUAGCUAGAAGGAUUUCCCUUUCCAUUGAGAAUUGUUGUCAGUAGUCAUCAUGCAAUAUACUUCCACGUAAGUUUCCAUUGUUCGAUUAAGUCCAGUACCGUUUAUUUAUUUUCUAAAUAAAGUCAACCACAACAAGGGUGUAUACAUGUAUGCCUUUUUAUUGGACAACGAGCAUGGAAAAAACAUACUUUUAGGUUUCCCAGAGAAAGAAUAGUGCCCUGAGCUCAGCUUUUUUCACUGAUCUCCUCCUGGCAGCAGGAUGUCCAUAAGCACUGCCAAUUUUGAUAUCUUGAAGCUUGGCUUCCACCUUGGGCACUGAUUACUCCACGAGAUGAAACAUGUUAAAGAACAGCAAAUGGCUCUCAUUGAUUAUUCAAGAUUUUAAUAAUAAUUUUUGUUUGGUCUCUCUGUUAUCAUUCAAAGAAAAGAUCCAGGGUCAUUUGAACCUCCCAAUUGACUAGCUAUUAUUUUCUUAUGGGAAAAGCAAGCAUAUAUUUUUGUGGAUUCAUGAUCAUACCUGAGUUCCCCUGCAUCUCCAAAGUUAUCUGAGGCUCUAAUAAUAAAAAUGGUAGAUUGAUGUCUAGGUUAGUUGUAAUUUUUUCACUGGAUUUUAAUUCCCUUCGAAAAUGUUGCACUCAUGUUGACUUCGACACUUGGGUAAUUAUGCCACGACAUUGCCACACCAUUAUCCUACACCCACACCCUAGGUUUUAACGUCUUAUACAUCCACGUCCGUAUGAAGUGAUUCCGGUCGUACAUCAAGUUUUGCUGAAAAAAAUCUUCCUGGGAACCAUGAUUCUUUGAUAAACAAUUUAAGUGCCAUCUCUUAAGGAGACAACAUAUGGCUGUAGAACUCUAGAAUAUCAAAAUGAAGGCAGAAAGGCAGUCACGUUCAAAUUAAUGCAAUGUUGUCCAUUGAUUUGCAGUAUUUUUUUCUGGAUUUUGUGUAUUUUUUUAAUCCCAUAUUUCAUCACAUCACAUCACAUGGUUCCUCUUAAUUUGGUGAUUGCUCCAAACCCACCCUUCUGGAGGAGAAAAAAUAAAAAAAGAAAGUAGAAAACGAAUCAUGGUCUUCUAAUCAUUCCAUUGUGGAGAGGAAGAUUCAGUCUGACCAAAACAUGGCACACUUCUCACGAACAGCUAUCUUGGCGGAGGGUUUGACAUCGAGUCGCUUGUUGAAACUUUGCUGAAGCAACUCGCCGGCAACGCUGAAAUCUUGGUGAAUGUGUAUGACGUCACCAAUGCGUCCAUCCCCUUAAUCAUGUACGGCCCCGAGCAGAUGAUUGGCUACACCGCUCUCUCCCAUGUAAGCAUGCUGGAGUUCGGGGACCCAUUCAGGAAGCACCAGAUGGAAUGCAGGUAUGAAUUUUUUCUUUUCUAUUUCUUGUGGCUUGCUAUUCAUGGUUUAUUUAAACUGGCGGGUCCUUGUCAGAUAUUGUCAGAAGCCUGCAGUUCCAUGGUCGGCCAUUUACACCCCAACCGGUGUCUUUGUGAUCGUCAUGCUCAUUGGAUAUAUUAUUUUCACCGCCUACAAUCGCUACGCCACUGUUGUGGAGGACUGCCGGAAGAUGGAGGAACUGAAGGUCCAGGCAGAGGCCGCAGAUGUUGCGAAAUCCCAGGCAAGUUUCUAGAAUAAUCCUCCUGCUGAUAAAAAGAUGCUAUUAUUGCCUGGUCAACCUUCUCCCCAUCUGAUCACUUGGUGCAACGUUGACCAUCACAUAGUCAAGCAUCUGAGACGACCUAUGCGGUCUUCCUCCCCCUUCCCCUUCCCCUUCCCCUUCCUUCAGUAAUCAUGCUUCCUGUUCUAAGUGAAACCUUCAUUUGGGUUGCUUAUGAAUCGCAGUUUCUGGCCACCGUCUCUCACGAGAUACGAACGCCCAUGCAUGGAGUCCUCGGUAAUGUUGAGCUCUUUGGUUCUUGUCUUUCGUGGGCGGACUUUGUGCCCAUCGGGCCAAAACCUCAUCGGCGACAUUGAUCUGAUCUCCAGGGAUGCUGGACAUGCUUCUUGACACGGAACUCAGCUCGACCCAGAAGGAUUACGCCCAGACCGCUCAGGUCUGCGGCAAAGCCCUGAUAUCGCUUAUAAAUGAAGUGCUUGAUCGGGCAAAGAUCGAAGCCGGUAAGCUGGAGAUGGAAGCCGUGCCCUUCGACAUCAGAUCCGUCCUGGACGACGUGAUCUCCCUGUUCUCAGCAAAGUCAGGCAUCGAGGUCAGUCCUGGACGAAUUUAUUAUUAUUUCUAAUGCUAGAUCUUCUUUUUCUUUCUUUCCCUAAUUAAUCAAAUAUGGUCCUUCCUUUCUCUUUUUUUUUUUUUUUGUUGACUUCCACGGAAAUCCGCAGCUGGCCGUGUUUGUGUCUGACAAAGUUCCUCAAGUCCUCAUGGGCGACCCGGGGAGGUUUCGGCAGAUCGUCACCAAUCUCGUGGGCAAUUCCAUCAAGGUGAGCUGACUGAUUCCUUUGAGCUCCGAUUGAAUUAGAUUUUUUCAUUUCAGAGAGCUCCAAUUCCUUUCGAGCUUCUCGCCAAUCUGCUGUGAAUUCCCUCCCUCAUACGAAUGUUGUUGUUGUUGUUUCCUUUUUGGUCUUGAUAGUUUACCGAGCGUGGCCACAUAUUUAUCCAAGUUCAUUUGGCUGAUCAUGCAACAGCGGCGAUGAAUCCCAAGACCGAAAUGAGCUCAAACAGGCCGCCGGAUUCUUUCGAUACCUUGAGUGGGCUCGAGACCGCUGACGGCAGAAAUGGCUGGGAGACCUUCAAACUGCUGCUCUCUGAUUGGGCCGAGAGCGGCAGCCGCAGUGGCGGCGACUCAGAGGACAUUGCCCUCAUCGUUAGUGUGGAGGACACCGGAAUUGGCAUCCCCCUGCAAGCCCAGGAUCGGGUCUUCACUCCCUUCAUGCAGGCGGACAGCUCCACCUCCAGAAACUAUGGCGGCACGGGCAUCGGCCUGAGCAUCAGCAAGUGCCUGGUGGAGCUCAUGGGCGGCCAGAUAAGCUUCCUCAGCCGCCCCCACGUCGGCAGCACCUUCACCUUCACCGCUGUCCUCAAGCGGUGCAACCACAGCAACGGCGGUGAGCCGCUGCCUUCCAGCUUCCGCGGCACGAGGGCCAUUGUGCUCGACGACCGGCCAGUGAGGAGUGCCGUCACCAGGUACCACCUCCAGCGGCUGGGGAUCGGCGUCGAGAUCGCCACCAAUGCUGUCGCCGGGCCGAGCAGGUGAGCCCUCUUCUUCUUCUUCUUCUUCAACCUCAAUCUUCUUACUUCUUAUUUAUGUGGGGAUUUUUUCUUUCUCCUUGGCAGCCAAUUGUGGAAGCACCCGGACAUGAUCGUCGUGGAGAAGGACACCUGGGAGUCCUCUGGUCUGCGGCGGCGACUGCUCGAGUGGAAGGGCAGCGGUGAGGGGGCGGCGCUGCCACCACCGAAGAUCGUCCUGCUGGUGGGAGCUGAGUCGGAGAAGGCGGCAGCGGCGGGGGGAGGGCUCGCCGACGCGGUGAUCAUGAAGCCGCUGCGGGCAAGCACUAUCGCUGCCUGCCUCGAACAGGUGGCGGGGAUCAGAAAGCUGCACCGGCCGGAACUAGUCAACGGCGGCUCGGCCUUCCUGCGCAGGCUGCUCGCCGGGAAGCGGAUCCUUGUGGUGGACGACAACAAGGUCAACCGCCGCAUCGCCGCCGGCGCCCUGAACAAGUACGGUGCCAACGUGGAGUGCGCGGAGAGCGGCAGUGACGCUCUCUCUCUCCUCCAGAUCCCCCACGACUUCGACGCCUGCUUCAUGGACGUCCAGAUGCCCGAGAUGGACGGGUAGGAUGCGCCCUCUCUCUCGCUCUCUCUCUCCUCGCCGUGAAUUCUUCUCACUCGACGGCGGCAGCGCCGGUUUAAAAGUGCAGUUUCGAGGCGACGAGGAGGAUACGGCAGAUGGAGAGCAGGGCGAACGCGGAGGGGGGACGGGGCAGGGAGUGGCACGUGCCGGUGCUGGCAAUGACGGCGGACGUGAUCCAGGCGACGUACGAGGAGUGUAUGAAGUCGGGGAUGGACGGGUACGUGUCCAAGCCCUUCGAGGAGAAGCAGCUCUACCAGGCCGUGGCCAGGUUCUUCAAGUCCCAGCAGCCCCCCCCCGUCGCCGACGGCUCCUCAUGA